UAUGGUUCACCCUGUAUAUUGUUUAUUAGGAUCUGGGACAGUUACAUUAGGAUGGGCCUACUUCCUUGGUUCUAUAAUGGAGAUUGUAGGUGCCACCCUGCUGUCUGGAGAUGUUAUAGAGAAGGUUGUGAACGGAAUCGUGAAUAUAGACGCGUACACCUCCAACAAGAACAACAUCAUAGAGAACUGGAGUCCGGAGAAUGGAACCCAGGGACUAGAGGAUGAGAAGUUACUCGUCAUAGGAUGCAUGUCAGUUAUGCUUGGAAGUGGAAUAUGGCAAAUGGUUGCCUCCUUCUUCUCCUGGUCAGUAGCAGGAACACAUUGUAUUAUUUAGGAAGUGGAAUAUGGCAAAUGGUUGCCUCCUUCUUCUCCUGGUCAGUAGCAGGAACACAUUGUAUUAUUUAGGAAGUGGAAUAUGGCAAAUGGUUGCCUCCUUCUUCUCCUGGUCAGUAGCAGGAACACAUUGUAUUAUUUAGGAAGUGGAAUAUGGCAAAUGGUUGCCUCCUUCUUCUCCUGGUCAGUAGCAGGAACACAUUGUAUUAUUUAGGAAGUGGAAUAUGGCAAAUGGUUGCCUCCUUCUUCUCCUGGUCAGUAGCAGGAACACAUUGUAUUAUUUAGGAAGUGGAAUAUGGCAAAUGGUUGCCUCCUUCUUCUCCUGGUCAGUAGCAGGAACACAUUGUAUUAUUUAGGAAGUGGAAUAUGGCAAAUGGUUGCCUCCUUCUUCUCCUGGUCAGUAGCAGGAACACAUUGUAUUAUUUAGGAAGUGGAAUAUGGCAAAUGGUUGCCUCCUUCUUCUCCUGGUCAGUAGCAGGAACACAUUGUAUUAUUUAGGAAGUGGAAUAUGGCAAAUGGUUGCCUCCUUCUUCUCCUGGUCAGUAGCAGGAACACAUUGUAUUAU
Eurytemora carolleeae is the source of this 898-nucleotide messenger RNA. Its product is annotated as sodium-dependent phosphate transporter 1. The record is from RefSeq and is a predicted model, not a curated record. The transcript has 3 exons. Lineage: Eukaryota; Metazoa; Arthropoda; Copepoda; Calanoida; Temoridae. Gene Ontology annotation, biological process: phosphate ion transmembrane transport. The coding region runs from base 2 to 334 and encodes 110 amino acids. Gene Ontology annotation, molecular function: phosphate transmembrane transporter activity. Gene Ontology annotation, cellular component: membrane.